Messenger RNA from Ctenocephalides felis (cat flea), 879 nucleotides. RefSeq lists its product as uncharacterized. NCBI's taxonomy places the organism in Eukaryota, Metazoa, Arthropoda, Insecta, Siphonaptera, Pulicidae. The record is from RefSeq and is a predicted model, not a curated record. The transcript is spliced from 2 exons. The coding region runs from base 1 to 879 and encodes 292 amino acids.
AUGUUUCAAACUAGAAGAUUAUUCCUACUUCUCCCUCAAUUCCAUCAUAGAAGAUCAAUGCAUGUUAGACCCCAAAACUUUUGGAGAACGAAAGAGGCUCAAGGUGCUUGUGAGAAGUGUGUCAUCCAUGAGGCAGAUGCGGAUAAGGCUCCUUUCUACGAAGUCGUGCCUGUAACAAACGACCGAGCAACUGCGGUAGUAGCAUAUUUAAGAAACAACUAUUUCCAAGAUGAUCCAAUAGCUAGGGUAGUAGGUCUCUCAAAAAUCAAUGACACAAUUGAAAAAGUUGUCUUGCAAAAAAUCGAGGAAGGUGAUGGGGUCCUGGCGGUUUCGUCGUGCCCGGAUCGUCAUAUAUUAGGGGUCGCUAUAGGUAGCCCUUUCGGACCCAUGGAAACUGAUCUCACUUAUCGUUUGGCCAAGGUUACUGAAGAUAAGCACCUAAAGAAUUACAUGGAGUACCUGUCGCACAUGAAAUACUUGCACGAUAUUUCUACCAGCCUUGCCACCCAGAAGAUUUGGGACGUCUGUGUAUUGUCGACAGACCGAGGACCCCGAGGAAUCGACGUUGGCAAAAUGUUGGCCAAGAACAUUCUCGUUCUGGGCAAGGAUCAUGGGUUCAGAUUUGGCAGAUUGGAUUGCAUUAACUCUUUAAGUACGACCAUCGCCAAAAGUCUGCAGUUGAGAUUGAUGUGGUGGUUGGAAUUUAAAGAUUUUUCCAACUAUUACCACGAUGCUAUGUAUGGUGUCUUAUGUCCACACAGUGGCCUUAGUGUCUUUAUUACUGAUCUUAAGUCUAAGAAGAUCAAACGUUUCGAGAGAGAAAUAUUUGAAUUCGAAGGAAAGCAACAGUUAAUGAAACUACGUCCAAAACAGAAGUAA